Molecule: messenger RNA, 2064 nt
Organism: Danaus plexippus (monarch butterfly)
Lineage: Eukaryota; Metazoa; Arthropoda; Insecta; Lepidoptera; Nymphalidae
Product: aspartic and glutamic acid-rich protein-like
Exons: 1
Coding region: 1-2064 (687 amino acids)
Source: RefSeq, a predicted model, not a curated record
AUGUCACGCGCGCUGCUGCUGCUGGCGCUCCAGGCGGCGCUCCUCACAUCACGCGGCACGCGUGCGGCACAGGUGUUCGUUAUCGCCGACACCGACAACCAAACACGGACUAUCAGCGAUGCCGCCAAGGAGACCAUAGCAGAGGCUAACUUUAUAGCGCUAGACGGACACAAUGACACGCUCGCGGACUCCGAAGACGACCACGAACCUGUGGUCCGGAAGAAACGUACCUUUGGCGACAUCGUGUUUCGAGGACUGGCGGAUGUUCUAGGAUAUAACGUUGCUAGAAAACCACCUCAGGUAGUUUUUCCCCCACCGUUGGCUCCAGUGCCCGGUAUUGAUGGACCGCUACAAGCUGUCGCCGUCGUGCCGGUGCUAGCAGCACCAGCACCCCAGGCUGGAGCGCCGGCGCCGGCGCCCUGUGGACGAGCUGUGGCGCCGUGUGCACCUCCGCCGCCUCCACCGCCACCGAAACAGACUCAGCCACCUUGUCCGAGACCGCGAGCCAAUCCCAGACCUCGGCCCAAACCACGGCCCAGACCGACAACACCUGCACCGCCACCGCCUUGUGCCAGACCUCGAGCUAACCCGUCAACACCAGCACCCUGCACACCACCAGCCCCGCCGCCGGCACAACCGAAGGCUGAUUCUAACCUGGAGACCAUCUCCUCUAACUUCCGUCUCAACUUUAAUUUUAACAGAGCUCCGGCUACAUCAGCACCUGUCGCGCCAACAGCUGCCGCGGCGACCGCCGACGAUGAACAAGAGGAGGAUCAGGAACAGGAGCAGAUCGCACCGGUCGCGAUACAACCACGCGCAGCGAAGUUGCCUCAAGAUCCACCACGUAAGCCUCGAGUUUAUUUGGAUGCGUUCGUAGUUCGUAAUGGGGUCCCACAAAGAGUUCACACUGUCGACGCUCAGACCCUCAACAACGCCCAGGCUGACGACGACUAUUUAAUUUAUGAUGAUGAACAACAGCAGCAAAAUUCGGAUGAUGAUGACGAAUACGUUCAAGAGUCUCGAGAUCGUGCUAAAGCGGUUAAAGAAUUCGGAACCGCCGUUGAUCGCUUCUGGGAACAAAAACAAAAACCAAGUAGAAAACUUCCUGCCAAUGAUUAUCGUAAUGUACACUUUGGUGAUAGGAAUUUAGCGAAUCAAAUCAUACAACUUAACGACGAGAAACUGCAAACACUUCAAAAAAGAAAACCAAAAGCUAAUCGUAUUCCUUCACCGAAACCUCAAGAAGAUGAUGACGACGAAGGCGAAGUAACUACAACCACACAGGAUCCACGACGGCCAUUAAAACCGCGCGUCUUGCCUCCGACCGAGCAAAACCCGAAUCAGAUCGAUACGGUAACAGUGAGAGUUCCUCCAAUCUACAAAGAGAAGCGGCCAAAGAAAUUACACCGCGCCAGAACGGAAAGACCAGAUAAACACGAAGAGGAGACAGCUGUCGACUCGUCCGACGAACCCGAAGACAACUAUGAUUCAGACACGGAAGACAGUUCACCGAUUGAGCAAACGGAACCUCCGAGACGGAAACGAAGACGGAAAAAUAAGAGAAGGGCUCGUUCCGUCUCCAGUGAGGCUUAUUCAGCAGGGGACUAUGACUACUACGGCAACAAAUUACCAAUGUCAGAGGAGGAAGAAUUCUUCCGAGGACUCACGAUACCGCCUCCGACAAAAGACGCGGACUUGGCGCGCUUAGAGAAAGGUGACGAUGACGAAAAACACUUUUUAGAUGACCAUGAGCGGCUGACAGACGACCCAGAAAAAAUUAAAUAUGAUAACGACAACAAGAGCAACGACGAGGACACCGAAGAAGACCGAGCUGAUGAAUCAGAGAGAGUCAACAGCGAAGAAAAAUCCGGGGAUGAUGAAGAGCGGACCGGAGAUAGCGAGCGGGCAGACGAGGUCGAGCGAUCUGACCGACUGAGUCCCCACGCGAAGGUCAGAGAGACAGGUUACCAGAACAAAUACGUGAGAGCGAGCAACGUCCAGGUCGAUAGUCCGAACCCACUCGUCGCCACCAUCAAGAGGAAAACUAACAAACUAGCAGCGUGA